GCAGGAAACAUUUUGAGCAUCUGUUAAAAGUUUUGCCACGAAAACGCAAAGCUUUCUUGAUGAACGAAGGAAAUCGCAUUUGAGGCUGUCUGAUUCUCUUGCACUGUAUUAGUUUCUGCGCAUCAUACAUCAAUAACGGUUUGGGCAGUCUGAACUUUACCAGGCACCAGAUAUAAGAGCCGCCAGUCGUAUAUCUCUACCUACCACAAUGCCGAGUUUCACAGAAAGGAUUCUGUUUCUAAUCUUUAUAGGCAUUGUGCUCUGUAAGGGUGAGUACCUGGAUCCCCACUGUAAUGGCAAACAGGUGAUUGUGCAUCUCUUUGAAUGGAAAUGGUCGGAAAUCGCGAAGGAAUGCGAGCGAUUUCUGGGGCCAUGGGGAUUUUGUGGUGUGCAGCUAUCCCCUCCCAUGGAGCACGUGGUAAUCACAAGCCCUCCCUACCCCUGGUGGCAGCGGUAUCAGCCAGUCAGCUACAAGCUGGUGUCCAGGUCUGGUAACGAAGAACAGUUUGCGGACAUGGCCAAACGCUGUAAUGCUGUGGGCGUUAGGAUUUUCGUCGACUCUGUCGUCAAUCACAUGAGCGGAACCGAGAAUAAAGGUCAAGGAUCUGGCGGUACAUCCUUUGACGGACCUUCGCUCAGUUACCCGGGGGUACCCUACAGUGCUCAGAACUUCAACCCACGCAGCAAGUGUCCGUCUGGUGACGGUCAUGUCAACAACUACGGCGACCCCAACAACGUCCGCAACUGCUACCUGCUCAGUCUCAGCGACCUGGAUCAGAGUCAGGACUACGUUAGGAAAAAGAUUAUCGAGUACUACAACCACUUGAUAGAUCUGGGUGUGGCUGGUUUCCGAGUUGACGCUUCUAAGCACAUGUGGCCACAGGACAUCGCUGCCAUUCAGGCUGGAACCAAAGACACCCAGUUUGGCGGCAAACCUUUCUACUACCACGAGGUCAUCGACCAGAACGACGGAGCAAUUAAGGUCAACGAGUAUUACAGUCUGGGCCGAGUGACGGAGUUUCGUUACUGUCAGAAGAUCAAGAUGGGUAUCGAGAACUUUGGGGAGCUAGGAGGUGUCUAUGACCCCGGCUGGGGAAUGGCAGACGACGACCACGCUUUCGUCUUUGUCGACAACCACGACAACCAGCGUGGGCACGGCGGUGGCGGACAGAUCCUGACCCACGAGAAGCCCCUGGAGUACAGACUGGCCGUGGCCUUCACCCUUGCUUGGAAAUACGGCUUUACCAGAGUGAUGAGCUCCUAUAGCUUUGGCGACAAUUCUGAUCAAGGCCCGCCACACAACAGCGACUACAGCACUGCUGACGUGCCCAUCAACUCCGACGGCAGCUGCGGGGGAGGGUGGGUGUGCGAACACCGAUGGCCCUCCAUCAGGGGGAUGGCACUCUUCCGAAACGCCGUUGCGGGAACGGAAGUGCGAAACUACUACAACCAGGGAGACGUCGUGGCCUUUACUCGAGGGAAUAAGGGAUUUUUCAUCAUGGGCAAGAGAGGCUUUGACCAGCAGGUUCAGACGGGUCUGUCGGCCGGUCAGUACUGCGAUCUCAUCAGCAACUGUCAGCAGAAGAUCACAGUUGACGGGAGCGGCAACGCACGUGUACGGCCGUACAGUAAUUCCGACCCCGUCGUCGCCAUCAUACAAGGGGGUCCGACUGGUCCCAUUCAAGAAGGAAGCGUUGGAACAAGUUCCGGAGGGAACCAGGGGUCAUCUGGAACUGCUACAACCGCCAGCCCCGCUGUAGUUACGACUCCGAAGGCAACGUCCACACCAGAGCCUUGUGAAGACAAAUAUACAGACGACUGCAGCGAGUUCGAGGGUCAGUGUGACAAUGAGUUUGUUGGCCGAAUUUGUCCUAAAUACUGUGGCAAAUGUCAACUGCCUCCCCCAUGCGAAGACAAGUACACUGGCGACUGUAAAGAGUUCGAUGGCCACUGCACGGAUCUUAUUGUCCAGCACGUCUGCCCCAAGUUCUGCGGCAUCUGCACACCCGCCGCCACCAACGCUCCCGCCACCAGCGCUUCCGCCACUAAUACCGUCAGCACCUCUGGAUCUGCUUGUGAAAGCGGCUGGUCAACUGCCGGAGCAGAUGCCAAAGCAACAUCACACCUGGGGACUACACUGAUCCCCAUUGUGACGGCAAGCAGGUGAUUGUUCAUCUGUUUUCCUGGAAAUGGACUGACAUCGCGGCGGAGUGCGAGCGCUUCUUGGGACCGAAGGGAUUCUGUGGCGUACAGAUAUCGCCACCCCAGGAGCAUCCCAUCGUGACGACACCACGGGAUCCUUGGUGGCAGCGGUACCAGCCGGUCAGCUACAAGCUGGUGUCCCGCUCUGGCACUGAGGAGGAGUUUGCUGACAUGGUCAGCCGCUGUAACGCAG
Messenger RNA from Pomacea canaliculata, 2395 nucleotides. RefSeq names its product alpha-amylase-like. The record is from RefSeq and is a predicted model, not a curated record. The coding region runs from base 209 to 2167 and encodes 652 amino acids. NCBI's taxonomy places the organism in Eukaryota, Metazoa, Mollusca, Gastropoda, Architaenioglossa, Ampullariidae. Gene Ontology annotation, biological process: carbohydrate metabolic process. Gene Ontology annotation, molecular function: alpha-amylase activity; cation binding. The transcript is spliced from 15 exons.